CAGCCAACAAUGAGUUCGUCGAAAUCACGUUUAUUUUUUGCCGACGACUGAAAAAAAAAGAUAAAAUGAAAUACAAAUCCACGUACCUGAUGUUAACGAAACAAACGAUGACAGUCCACCCACCACUUGCAACUCACAGAAAUGAUUUUGGCUCUCGUCUAAUGUUGAGGAACAUAUAAUCUUCAACACGAGCUUAAAGCUUCGAAAUGUUGAUGGAUCGAAUGGAAACAAUGUUGCAAUAACAUAAAUGUGGCUUUCAGAGUCGUAAGUCAAGUAAAGGGCAUUCAAAUUUGAAUGAAAACUAAAGUAUUUUCCAGGCCUCUAGCGAGAACUAAAAAUUUCUGUGUCGACGAUUUUCUUUUAACGAAAGAAGAACAUAUCGAAAACAAAAGAUAUAUGGUUAAAAAUAUUUCUUUUAGUUUUGUAUCGUCACAAAUUUCCUUUUAUUUGUUGAAAAACUUUCAACUUUUACCAGUAACCUCUUACGAUGACUGUUUAAUAAAUAAACUAUGUAUAUUAAUUAAACGAGAACAAAAUAUGGAUAUUAAUAGCAAGAAGAAAUAUUAUUCUGAUGUAAAAAAUGUGAAACAAUGGUUUUAUUCUACAAAAGAAAGAUGCGACUCUUUGAAAUCUCACAUGAAAUAUAUGAAAAUGUUAUAUCACGAUAUGCAAUAUCCAAAAAUACAAGAAACUCAAAAAGCUUUGCAUGAUCCGAAUUGGCAAGAUUCUAAAAUUAAGGUUGCUAAUAACAAUGAAAAUGUAAUUUCCAAACAAACGGAUUGUAAUAAUUCCUUGAAAGAGUAUUCCAGUGUCCAAUACAACAUGAUCCAUGAAGAUGAACCUUCUGUAACUUCAAACAUAGCAAAUGUUAUAUCAAAUAGUAACUUACAACAGAUACAUGAAGAAAAACAAGAAGACUUCAAUAAACAGAAAGAAACAGAAAUUGAAUUGUCUUUGAUUACACCUCAAACUUCUGUUACCCCACAAAACACAGAUAUUGGAUCAAGAUCGUUAUUACCAUUUCAGAAAGAGAACAUGGUACAGUGUGAAGAACACAAUUACAAUUGGAAAUCCCUCCCAUAUCAAAAGCAUUUAACAGAAUAUUCUACAGAAUUAAUAGAAAAUAACGAAAGUUUGAAUAAAUCCUUUGAACAAUUAAUUUUGGAUAAUCAGAAUGAUUAUUUAUUUCAAGAAUCAUCUCCUAUGAGAGAUGAUAUGAAAUUGAACAUUUCUCAUGAUGUUAAAGACAAAUUCAUGGAUAAAAGUAAAAUCUCUGCAAAAAAUGAGAAAAAAGAAAGAGCAAUUUCUUUGGCAUUAUCAAGCAAGAAAGGUUCCUCGUGUAAAUUAGAUGACAUUGUUUCGAUGAAAAUUAAAAAACGGAGAAGAAAAAUAAAUUGCUGUAAUUCACGGAGUACCGUGACCACAAAAGAUACAACUUCUCUAGGAAAAAAGGAUACAAAAAGACGAAAACAAAAAAAUAAUAUAAAUAGUCGUCAUACGUUCAAGUCUCGAGAAACAUCUAACGAAGUAGUGGAAAUUUAUCAUAAUGCAGCAGCAAAGAGUGGUAGCACAUCUGCUAUUCCUAAUAAACAUUCAAAACUUGAACAUCAUAUGAAUUAUAUUAACAUAUUAACAUCUUCAGCUGUGAAUAAACAACAAAGCACGUCCAAAAAAUCAAAAUGUGAAGAUAACAAUUGCCAAAAUGUUUGCAAUGCUGAUAUAAAUAAUUCUGAAAAUGAUUCUCAGAAGUAUGAAAUUGGUCAGAAAACAAUAGGGAAAAAUACAAUUAUUAAUGAUUUAAAUAAUGAUUUAAAAGUUUCAACCAUUCCCGUAUGUACCAUGGAGAACUAUAAUUCACAUCAGUGUCAACAUACAAUUAUGCAAGCAUCAUAUUUCGAUCCGAUAGUGACUCAUAAUUAUGAAAUGCCAACUUUAGCUUCAAAAUUAAAGCGAGCUAAUCGUUCAUAUUUUGGUAGAUUCAACUUUCAAAAUAUACCUUUUGUAGUUGGCACAUCUAUAACUCCAAGUCAUAAUUUAGGCUUAAAUAUACAGCAAGUUCUGAGCAUUAUGAAAACAAAGCAAAUUGCUGCAACAGGAGCUACAUCUCUUCUUAUUCGUAAAAUUAGUAAAGGUAUGAAGCCUGCGUCUAUUCUCAUAGAACGAAUAAAUGAUCAGCAGAGUAAACUGCCUUACAUGAAUUCUCGAAUGAAUGAUAUACAUGCACAGAAAGAAAAUUUAUUUAUGAAUAAAGGUGAUCAUUUAUUAGAAAAUGAAAAUAUGCUUUUAAAAUAUAAUAGAAAAGGAAUGAGUAAUUUAAAUGUGAAUUUAAAAUCAACCAUUGAACAAUAUCAGAGUCUGCCAAAAGAAAUUAGCAACAGCGAAAAUAAAUUUGAGAACCACAAAAAAAAGGAUACUAGAUCAGAGAAUCAAUUGAAUAGACUGAAUACAGCACAAGUAUUACAUGCAACAGACAAUAAAAUGUUGAAAUUGUUUGCUUCUCAACAAAAUGUAAACGCGAAGAUAGAAAACCCACAAAUGCAACCCAAAACAUGUCAGGUAAAGUUAUCUAAACAAAUAAUUUGAUCAAGAAUAUUAAUCCAAAAUAUGUUACAGGACAAUAUUUGUAAUAAACACAUUUCUAACACAUCAACAGUUAAUUAUUCUCAAAACUCUAAAAGUAUACGGGAAGUUCUCAUUAAUCUUCACGAUCAGUUCGAAGAAAUGAACAUAAAGUAUGAAAGAUUACAAGCAAAAGCAAAAAAAUGCAGUGAUAAAGAUUUAAAACAAGAAGUGCUACAUUUAGAAAAAGAAUUAAGUAUUAAAGAAGACGAGAUAAAUACUGUUGUUAAUUUAUAUAAAGAGGUAAUGGCAUUAAAAGAGCAAAUGAGAUUAUUGCAAAAAAAAGACAGUUAUGUUUGUAUAUCAACUGAAAUUCCAUUGAGAGCAGAUAAAAUGUAUGCUGCUAUGCCAUUUAUGUCAACCAGAUCAAAUGGAUCCAAUUUCCAGCAAAGAUCUGUUCAUAGAAAGGGACAUAGCAUUAUCGCAAGGGAACCUAUUUCUUUUCGUCUAGCCGGUCUCUUACGACAAAUCCAAACAUUUCAAAAACAAUUGAAGCUGACUUCGUAGUAAUAAUACAUUAUGCAUCAUAUUUAUCACAUUCAAUUUGUCUGACAACAUCCGUCGUUGGGAAAUCGAAAAGUUACACAGUCGAGUGUGAGCCGGACUUUCAACAAGAGAAAAAGGAUACGCCGGGUUGUAAUCGAUCAGUGUUAGAGAGAAAUGUCUUUUGAGAGCGUCAACCAUGAGAGUUUUAGUGUCAAAGGGGAUCUCGGGGCAAUGCAAAGAUUAUUUAACGACGAGCUAUUACAUCUCCGUAACCUUCAAAAUAAUCAAUGUGACUCGUUCGGUAUAGGUUCGUCGCAAAGGCAAAGAAAAGCUGCAUUUUUACGGAUGCUUCUAGCUGACUUUACUCGAUAAAAAGUAGCAAGGAGAUUUUGCACCGGUGUUAUGUAACGACACGUCGUACGGUAUUCCUAUUUUUUUACUUCUUUUUCAAAUCAAAUUACUUCUUACGGUUUUAACAUGUAUCGUGUACAGAGUUGAGUUGCGCAGUUCGAUUACAUUAAAAGGAUCUCAACUUCUCGAA
Frieseomelitta varia is the source of this 3646-nucleotide messenger RNA. RefSeq lists its product as uncharacterized. The transcript is spliced from 14 exons. The record is from RefSeq and is a predicted model, not a curated record. Lineage: Eukaryota; Metazoa; Arthropoda; Insecta; Hymenoptera; Apidae.